Molecule: messenger RNA, 1097 nt
Organism: Cyprinus carpio (common carp)
Lineage: Eukaryota; Metazoa; Chordata; Actinopteri; Cypriniformes; Cyprinidae
Biological process (GO): immune response; positive regulation of T cell proliferation; cellular response to lipopolysaccharide
Cellular component (GO): external side of plasma membrane
Source: RefSeq, a predicted model, not a curated record
AUAGGUUCAGUUUCGUUUUUAGGAAAUGGAGAGAUUAGCUUAGAAGCCUAUUCGCUGCUGAGCUGUCUGCACUCAUUCAACAUCUCUGGCAGGAACGGGACACAAAUGCGAGAUGAUGGACAGAAGCAACUGGAUUUCAGCCUUUCUGAUGCUAUGGCUUAUCAUUUGUGUUGGCUCCUCUCCCUUCUCAGUGGUUGUCCAUAUGUCAUCAAAGGUCGGUCUGCCAGCCGUUCUGCCGUGUUCUGUGGCAUCUCACCUGGAGUUUGAUCAAACGCCUCAUAUUCAAUGGCACACCUUAAGCUAUUCAGUGUUUGAGCGAAUGGGACCAGAGCAGUUUCAGGGGGAGGCUUACAGAGACCGGGCAGAUGUCCCAGAGGAGCUGCUUGUGAGAGGAAACUGCUCUCUGUUUUUGCAGGAUGUCAGAUUCAGUGAUGCAGGCAUCUAUGACAGUUACUUGGUGUAUGGUGAAUCAAAUAUCAAGAACCGAAUUUUCAUUCAGAGUGUCCAUCUUGCAGUUAUCGAUCACAAGGCCAUCAAAUCUGUGGAAAUUGGGGCAGACCUGAUCCUGGAUCUGUACACGUAUCAAGCUGAGCAAGUGAUUUUUCAAAACAGUAAUGAAACUGACUGGACAGUUCUGUGGGAGAAAGAUGGAGUCAUAAACAAGAAAGGUCAUCUGAAAAAGAGAGACAACAAGUUGAUUCUCAGCAGGGUUACGGCCAGCAGUGCCGGAACAUACAAAAUUCUUGACUCAGAGGGUCUGGCUCUCAGCACAGUGAAGGUCAAAGUUACAGAACCUGUGCUCACAAAAGAAACAGAAACUCUGCAAAAGCAGUCUGCAUUAGGUAAAGCUACAAUGAGUAUGCCUUCUCUAAACCUCAUUGCUCUUUUCCUCACAUUUAAUCUAAUGCUUCAAAUGAAUUAAGAUUGUUCUGAUUUAAAUUGUAUUUUUCAUUUAACUUUAACUGAUCUAUUUUAGCCUAUAUAUUUUAGCCUAUAUUAUGGGUCAUGUUAGGUGGAAAUCAAUUGUGAGAAGCAUGUUGUUUCAUAUACUGAAUUUCAUAAGUCUGACUUGGCAUCUGUGAAAGCUCACUAAUGUU